CUCGAAUACUGCAUUUCUCGGUGCUGAAACCUCAGAGCAUUUUCUUCCUGAUUGUCCAGAAAGCUUCCAGAAGCUCUCUGUCAGCUGACUGGUCUCCUCCAACAUGCUCCUCCUGCUGCUGCUCUCCCUGGCUACAGUCAGCCACAUGUCAGAUGCACAAACGUAUUUUUCAACCAGCAUUGCAGCAAACGUCAAUGCAUGUCCCAUUGCCUUUUAUGGACAAGUUUACAAGACUCUAUAUGUGAACUUGACGGACAGCAACGUUGCAUUUUGUUUCAAAGGCCCGUACAGGCCUGGAAGCAAAAACGACUGUAUUCUGAUACCUAAGGGACCAGUCACCAGAGGUUAUCUGGGUACAAACGAAUGGACAUAUAGACCAGGAUCCCAUUAUCAUAGAGGUCUGCCUCAACUCACAGGUUCAUCAACAUGCGAGGUGUACGUGAUUACACUGAAUGGAAAUAGCCAGGCGGGUGUAUUCUACUUCGCACAGUUUGGUGAACAAGGAGCUUUAUCUGCAAGAUUGCAUUCAGCCUGGUCAUCCAGUCCUGUGGAGGCCAUUGUGCAGGUCGAUGAUGUUAAAGUGGAUGACUGGAAAAUGAUCCCAGGUCUCACAAACUACACGGACAUAAGUGGAUGCAGACACUCAGGUGCUCUAUUUCUACCAAAAACGGGAAAAUGUGAAUCAGAAGACUCCCCUGUAACCUGCAAUGCUUCAGCAGUCCUCAACACCACUCCUUGUGGCUCCGGAGAGAUCUGCCAGGGCGACGGCCAAUGUGUCUUGGUUGCCACGUGCACUGUAACCGGCUCCACUGUCAUCGAUCUCGGCGGUCAAGUUGUCUCUGUCCCGGAUCGCUGUGCGUACACUCUGAUGUCAGAAUCAGGCGUCCACCUGCAGGCCGUCUUCCAGGACCGCCGUCGUAAAGAUGUUAGCUUUUUGGACCAUGUGAUCCUACAUCUGGAUGACCCAGGCGUUAACUUUCACCUGGGACAAGGUGGGAGGGUUCAGCUGAACGACACAAAGCUGAGCCUCAGCAGCACGCCUGUGGAGCAUCAUGGUGUGCAGCUCUCUAAGGACCAAACUGGAGUCACAGCCAAGCUGGUGCACUCCAACUACAACACCUCUAUCUUCUUUGAUGGCUACACAGCACAGAUCCACAUGACAGGCGGAAACACCCUGCAGGGUUUAUGUGGCAACUCCAGCCGGUCUUUGAGUGAAAUGAAGGUCUCUGCGUACAGCUCAAGCAGCUGUGAGGAACAGCACGAAGAAGCUGCUGACAGUCAGAUCGACUGCAAGACAGUGAAGGAACGCUGUAAUCUCCUGAAGGAGGAUCCCUUCACCUUCUGCCACAACCACACCAACCCCGAGCCCUUCAUCACCGCCUGCACCAACACUCUGUGCAAAUACCCAGCAGUGGACGGUCUCAACUGCCAGUUCCUGGAGGCUUACGCCAGAGCCUGCAGCCUGCAAAGCAAAGACACGCUGGAGGACUGGAGGUCAAAGGCCAGCUGCCCCUCCCCCCAGGCCUUCUGUCAGGACAAGUUCUGCAGUGCUCAUGAGUUCUGUGCAGAGGACAUCAGUGGUGGAACCAGCUGCUACUGUCGGGCCAUUUUUGGCUCCAAGUACAGAUCGACAAACACUUUUGGUGAGCCGACCAUCUGCAACCAAAACUCUGCUUCACUUAAGCUGGUUGGUUGUCUCCUGGAGGAAAAAAGCAUCGACUACUCUGUCUUACACCUCAAUGACCCAAACUGCAGAGGUCAGCGGGACAGCAAGACCCACAUGGUGACCUUCAGCUUCGACAGCAGCAACGUCUGUGGGACGGUGGUCAAGGCCGACAGCAGCAAAAUCAUGUACAAGAACGCCAUCAUGACUCGGAACAGCUCUGGCCCCAUCACUCGUCAUGACCAAGUGAACAUCGACUUCUCCUGCUUCUACAACCAGCCAGACACCAGGACUGUGGCCUUCAAAAUCAAAGACAGCUCUGUGAUCCAGCAGAUUGUAUCUGGAGCUUGGAAUUACACUCUGACCAUGAAGGCCUACACCGAUGCCGACCGCACUCAAGCUGUGGAGUCCAGCACAGAAAUUCAACUGGAGCAGACCAUCUGGGUGGAGCUGAAGACGGACGGGCUAGAUGACAAACUCGUCGCUGUGGUGACCGACUCCUGCUGGGCGACCAACGAGCCGUCACCCAGUGAGAUUCUGAGAUAUGACCUGAUCAUUGGGGGCUGUUCGAACCCUGCUGACCAGACGGUGAAGGUGCAGGCUAACGGACUGGGAACAUCCAACUACUUCUCCUUCAACAUGUUCCAGUUCUCUGGGAAGUCUGGUGACGUCUACCUGCACUGCAAACUCAACCUGUGUGUGAAGAAGAAGAACAGCACCUGCGCCCCGAGCUGCAGCGGAGGUAAGAGAAGACGCAGAUCUGCCAGGACUACAUAUGAGGAUGUAAACCCAGCCUUCAUCACCAUGGCCUGGACUAAUUAGGUUGUUUCCAUGGCAACUCGGACGGACCUACAGACUGUCGACCUUCAGCAUGAUUCCAGACUUUUGCUUCAUCCUGAUCAAGAGCCACGUUUCCUGAAAAGAUUAGCUCAGUCGUUAUUGCUAAUGAAGCCACGCUAGCACAAAGCUGUGAUAACUAAACACUCCUGAUCCUCCUCCUGCUUUGAUUGGCCGAUUCAGUCCAGUUUAAAGUUAAGAGUUGAUUCGGUCCAGCAGGAAACAAUCUGCAGCUCACAUGAACUGUGUGAAUGAGGACAUUCAGCCCCCAUCAGCUCUGAGCAUGUUAGCGUGGAUCAUGUGUCAGUAACAAACCUGAGUAAAUCUAUGAUGGAACGUCUCUGCAGAACAUUUUGCUGUGCCUUCCUCGGUGAUUUACACUUUAAAAAGACCAAACAGGCAGCAACAGAACGGUUGAUCUGAAUCAGGUUCAUGUCUUCAUAUCACACAGACUGCACCUCCUUCAUACAGGAUCUCACUGUUCUGUGAUUAAUCAGACCCAAAACAUUGGAGCAACUUUUCUGCAGUUAAGCAUUUUUUAAAUAAUCUACUUAUUGUUACGGUGAAGGGAAACAUAUUAUAACCAAAUUAUUACAUCCUUAGUACAUCUAAACUCAAUAACAAGAACUUCAAUUUACUCUCAAAUACUGAAAAACAACUGAUGAUUGAUACAAAGUAACUCAGGGAUGUAGACAUGGAAGGAUUUACGGUGACCAAAGUGAAUGUUUUCUUUCUUGUGUGCACUGACUAAAACAAUGAUGAAUGAAGGGUUUUAAAGGGUUUAAUUCACUACGCCUUACUUUCCAUUUAUUGUGGUUUCUGUAUUAAACUAAUGAAAACUAUCUAAUGGAGUUUUUCCACCAAAAAGAAUGUGUAUCAUCCAAAAAGUCUGAGCACUGAAGGCUGUCAGAUGUUGUAUCAGAAGUGAAGAAUAGGACACCAGCGUCCUGGUCCAAAAAGCAGGUUUAUUGAUUAUCUGGAAAACCUGAAAAACUCAAACCUGAAUAGAGUUGACCUGGAAGACACAGUGGAUCCAAAGCUCAUGGAGAUGUUGUGCUCUGAAGUGUCAGUAAAGUUUUUCAGAGAAGUGGAGGACAUUUAUUCCAUCCUGAUGGCACUGGUUAGAUAAGAGACAGUCAUGCAUACCAUAGUAUAACCUUCCUCUUUUCUAUUUCUUUUGUAUUUACUCUGGCUUGUUUGUGGUGAACAGCAGCCUGGAGACCAUCAUCAGCUUGUGCCUGUAACAGAAUAUCAGAUCAUGCUCAGUUCAGUCUCAUUAAUGGAGGAAAGUCACUCUUGAGCCCUGAGAGAAGGUUUGCCACAAAAAGGUUUUAAUGUUCAGUCUGAGGGAAAGUCCAUCAACAUGCUGAUUAUCAGUAGAUUCAAGUGAAAUGUUAACUGUGACUUCAACUGAACCAAACAUGUGGCUUUAAUGACACUGAGACCUGCUGUGGUGCUGUUUCAUCUUUAUUAUAUUUUUGUUUAAGCAUCAAAGACCAAAUAAAUGAAAAUAAAUGAAUAAAGGGGA
Messenger RNA from Thunnus maccoyii (southern bluefin tuna), 4028 nucleotides. RefSeq lists its product as uncharacterized. NCBI's taxonomy places the organism in Eukaryota, Metazoa, Chordata, Actinopteri, Scombriformes, Scombridae. The transcript is spliced from 19 exons. The record is from RefSeq and is a predicted model, not a curated record. Bases 104 to 2485 code for a protein of 793 amino acids.